Molecule: messenger RNA, 1694 nt
Organism: Drosophila bipectinata
Lineage: Eukaryota; Metazoa; Arthropoda; Insecta; Diptera; Drosophilidae
Gene: betaTub97EF
Product: beta-Tubulin at 97EF
Biological process (GO): microtubule cytoskeleton organization; mitotic cell cycle
Cellular component (GO): microtubule; cytoplasm
Molecular function (GO): structural constituent of cytoskeleton; GTP binding; GTPase activity
Source: RefSeq, a predicted model, not a curated record
UCACGUUGGAUUCUCGAAGCGAGCGCCUGUCGAUCGUACCGUUCCGGUUCCGAAGCAUUCUUCCAACUCUUCCCCCGCGGCCGAUUCGUCCCCGAGAACGUGUGUGAUUUGUGAUUGCUCCGAUUAGUGCUGAUAGUGCGUGAGUGCGUCACUUUGCUAUAUUGAAUCUAAUUCAGCCGACCAGUCUUCUGAAAUAAUUGCAAAAUGAGGGAAAUCGUGCAUCUGCAGGCGGGCCAGUGCGGCAAUCAGAUCGGUUCAAAGUUCUGGGAAAUCAUCUCCGACGAGCACGGCAUCGACCCCAAUGGCUACUACCACGGCGAGUCGGAUCUGCAGCACGAGCGUAUUGAUGUCUACUACAACGAAGCCAGCAGCGGAAAGUACGUGCCCCGUGCCGUGCUCAUCGAUCUGGAGCCGGGAACCAUGGACUCCGUUCGCCAGUCGCCAAUGGGCCAGCUCUUCCGGCCGGAUAACUUUGUCUAUGGACAAUCCGGAGCAGGCAACAACUGGGCCAAGGGCCAUUACACAGAAGGCGCCGAACUGAUCGACUCCGUACUGGAGGUUCUGCGUAAGGAGUCCGAGGGAUGCGACUGUCUCCAGGGCUUCCAACUGGCUCACUCCUUGGGCGGCGGUACCGGAUCUGGUUUGGGUACGCUGCUGAUUUCCAAGAUCCGCGAGGAAUAUCCCGACCGCAUCAUGAACUCAUUCUCCGUGGUGCCCUCGCCAAAGGUAUCGGAGGUGGUGGUGGAACCAUACAAUGCCACGUUGUCCCUGCAUCAACUUUUGAUGGACACCGACUUGACAUUCUGCAUCGACAACGAGGCCUUGUACGAUAUAUGUUACCGGACUCUGCGCCUAGGGUCUCCCACUUACGAGGAUCUCAAUCACUUGGUAUCUGUCACAAUGUCCGGUGUAACCACAUGCCUGCGUUUCCCCGGCCAGCUGAACGCCGAUCUCCGCAAGCUGGCCGUGAACAUGGUGCCCUUUCCGCGUCUGCACUUCUUCAUGCCCGGAUUCGCACCCCUAACCGCCAAGGGCUCCCAGCAGUAUCGCGCCCUGACCGUGGCCGAGUUGACCCAGCAGAUGUUCGAUGCCAAGAACAUGAUGACUGCCUGCGAUCCCCGGCACGGACGUUACCUCACGGUGGCCUGCAUUUUCCGGGGUCCCAUGUCCAUGAAGGAGGUGGACACCCAGAUGCUUAACGUGCAGAGCAAGAACAGCAGCUACUUUGUCGAAUGGAUUCCCAACAACGUCAAGGUGGCCGUCUGCGACAUCCCGCCCAGGGGCCUCAAGAUGUCCGCCACCUUCAUUGGCAACUCCACGGCCAUCCAGGAGAUCUUCAAGCGCAUCUCCGAGCAGUUCACCGCCAUGUUCCGGCGCAAGGCCUUCCUCCACUGGUACACCGGCGAGGGUAUGGAUGAGAUGGAGUUCACCGAGGCUGAGAGCAACAUGAACGAUUUGAUUUCCGAGUACCAACAGUAUCAGGAGGCCACCGCCGACGACGAAGUGGAAUUCGAUGACGAGCAGGCCGAACACGACGGCUACGAGUCGGAGGUCCUGCAAAACGGCAACACCGAAUGAGGACCUAGUUUCUACCAAAACUAUAACUGUUUCCUGUAUACUAUUUUGUAAAUUAUUUGGCCCAGCCAGGUUUCAAAUAAAUAUUUAGUGACUAUGCUUCUGUAGUAGAUUCCAAA